Molecule: messenger RNA, 1352 nt
Organism: Trifolium pratense (red clover)
Lineage: Eukaryota; Viridiplantae; Streptophyta; Magnoliopsida; Fabales; Fabaceae
Product: DNA damage-repair/toleration protein DRT100-like
Exons: 1
Coding region: 56-1159 (367 amino acids)
Molecular function (GO): protein binding
Source: RefSeq, a predicted model, not a curated record
GCACACACACCCCUCGUCUUGCAUUUUUACACCCCCCCUCUCUUCAUAAACCACAAUGUCUAUGCUCUAUUUUACACCACUAACGGUACUGUUACUGUUAGCCGUUACCACCACCGUCAACUCAUGCCUUCCAUCAGAACUUGCAGCACUAAAUGCCUUCAAAUCAUCACUCCGUGAACCCAACACCGGCGUAUUCAACUCAUGGACCGGAACCGAUUGUUGCCACAAUUGGUUCGGCGUCUCUUGUGACGAAAACACCCGCCGUGUUGCCGACAUAAACCUCCGUGCCGGUACUCUCUACACCACCUUUGAAAAAGCACACCGUCCUGGCUAUAUGACUGGUCAAAUCUCGCCAGAGAUUUGUAAACUAACUCAACUCUCCAGCAUUAUAAUCACCGAUUGGAACGGAAUCUCCGGUGAGAUUCCUCGUUGCAUUUCAUCUCUCUCUUUUCUCCGAAUCAUAGACCUUGCCGGAAACCGUAUCUCCGGCACUCUUCCCUACGACAUUGGAAAACUUCGACAUCUUUCUCGUUUAAGCCUCGCUGAUAACGUCAUCACCGGUGGAAUCCCACGCUCAUUAACCAAUAUAACUAGUUUGACUCAUCUCGACCUCCGUAAUAAUCGGAUCUCAGGAUCUAUCCCACUGGGUUGUGGGAAACUUCAAAAUUUGGCCCGAGCUUUAUUAAGCGGUAAUCAAUUACAUGGCCCCAUCCCGAGUUCAAUUUCUAAAAUUUACCGUCUCUCGGAUUUGGAUCUUUCUAACAACCAAUUAUCUGGGUCCAUUCCAGAAUCAUUGGGCCUAAUGUCAGUUUUGGGAACCCUGAAGCUUGAUACAAACAAGCUUUCGGGAAUAAUUCCAAAAAGCCUUUUAAGUUCGGGGAUAAGUGAUUUGAAUUUAAGUCAUAACAUGUUGGAAGGUAACAUACCCGAUGGAUUUGGGGGUAGGUCUUAUUUUACUUCAUUAGAUUUUUCCUAUAAUAACCUCAAGGGUCCUCUACCUAAAUCAAUAUCUUCAGCUUCUUACAUAGGUUACCUGGAUUUGAGCCAUAAUCAUCUAUGUGGUCCAAUUCCUAAAGUUUUGGAUAAUCUUGAUGCGUCGUCGUUUGAGUACAAUGCUUGUCUUUGUGGAAAACCUCUCAAAGCUUGCAAAGUUAAUUAAUGUUUGUCAUCAAUGUGUCUGAUUGGUUAUUACUUUAUUAAUUUCCUCUCUUUUUUUAUGUAAUUUGAUUUUGUAAAAUAAAAAAUAGAAGAAAUUCAUUGUAACGUUUGAGCACAUGAGUGUCAGUUUGACAUAUUUUGCAUGAAUUUGAAUUAAUCCCAUAACGCGUUAAUGAAUUAUUACUCCACUCAUA